Molecule: messenger RNA, 1479 nt
Organism: Ipomoea nil (Japanese morning glory)
Lineage: Eukaryota; Viridiplantae; Streptophyta; Magnoliopsida; Solanales; Convolvulaceae
Exons: 3
Coding region: 1-1479 (492 amino acids)
Molecular function (GO): glycosyltransferase activity
Source: RefSeq, a predicted model, not a curated record
AUGAAAAGCUAUCAGUCCUUGAAGAAAGAGGGUGAUAUUGAUGAUGAUUGCAGUUCUAGUCAUAUGACUAUAGUUAAACCAAAGCUUUUCUAUCUCCUCUUCCUGUCCCUCAUUUCUUGUAGCUUUAUUCUAGCAGCACACCUCUUCACUUCUUCCCCAACUUUCUCCCUUCUCUAUUCUAUUAGGUUUGAAGAUGAUGAGAAGCUUGCUUCUGAAGCAGACGAAAAUGCUUCCAGUGGAAACACUGUCUUCAAUGGGACGAUUUCUUGCGACAGACAUUUUGAGCGAUCCGAUGUAUGCAAUAUGACGGGAGAUGUAAGGACAGAUCCUUCGUCGUCUUCGAUAAUCGUGUACGGGACGAAGUUUAACGGCAGCUGGUCCGGCGACGGCGGCGGCGUAAUCCAGAGCGAAAAGAUCAGGCCGUACACGAGAAAACCCAUGAGAACCAUCAUGGUCACCAUUGACGAACUGGAGCUGGUGGUGAAGGUCCGCAAUUCCGCCGUGAAUCACCGCUGCGACGUCCGGCACGACUCUCCAGGCUUAUUUUUCUCGACGGGAGGGUACACCGGGAACCUCUUCCACGAAUUCGCCGACGGCAUAGUCCCUCUGUACAUGACUUCACGGCGUUAUAACGGCAAGGUCGUGUUCGUAAUCCUCGAGUACCACCACUGGUGGUUCUCCUUCUACGACGAAAUCGUGGCCCACUUGUCGGACUAUGAAGUCAUCGAUUUCCGGCGAGAUACCCGAACCCAUUGCUUCCCCGGCGCCGUGGUGGGCCUGAGAGCCCACGACGACCUCCAAAUCGACCCGGCGUUAACCGACGACAACACCACCAUCCGAGAUUUCCGGGAUUUCCUGGACCGGGCUUACGCGCCACGCAUUAAGGAAAUAUUUGAAGAAGAACAACAUCCGGAUUAUCCGGCGGAAAAAUCGGAGAAACCGAAACUAGUAAUAAUGGCGAGGAACGAUUCAAGAAAGAUACUAAACCAAGACGAUCUGAUCAAGAUGGCCGAAGAAAUCGGGUUUGACGUCUCAGUUCUAAGGCCGAACCGGAAAACGGGGCUGGCGAGAAUGUACAAGAUUCUAAAUUCCAGCGACGCGUUGAUCGGCGUCCACGGCGCCGCCCUGACGCAUUUCCUCUUCCUCCGUCCAGGCGCCGCCUUCAUCCAAAUCGUCCCCAUCGGAAUAGACUGGGCGGCGGAGACCUACUUCGAGCAGCCGGCGAUUAAGAUGGGGAUGAAGUACAUGAGCUACUACAUCGUCGCGAAUGAGAGCACUUUGAUCGAUAAAUACGACGAAAACGACCCUGUUUUUACCGACACUCUCAGCGUGAACAGGAAAGGGUGGGAAUAUACCCAGCAGAUAUACCUUGAUCCUCAGAAUGUGAGGCUGAAUCUUGGGAGAUUCCGGCAGCCAUUGUUGCGUGCUUAUUACUAUGCACUUCGUAAGUUAAAUGGGUCGUCGAAUGUAGAUUCGUAA